Messenger RNA from Anopheles marshallii, 1158 nucleotides. RefSeq names its product snRNA-activating protein complex subunit 3 (gene Pbp49). Gene Ontology annotation, biological process: snRNA transcription by RNA polymerase II; snRNA transcription by RNA polymerase III. NCBI's taxonomy places the organism in Eukaryota, Metazoa, Arthropoda, Insecta, Diptera, Culicidae. Gene Ontology annotation, cellular component: snRNA-activating protein complex. Bases 1 to 1158 code for a protein of 385 amino acids. Gene Ontology annotation, molecular function: core promoter sequence-specific DNA binding; bent DNA binding; RNA polymerase II cis-regulatory region sequence-specific DNA binding. The transcript has 2 exons. The record is from RefSeq and is a predicted model, not a curated record.
AUGGAAAACAUAUACUGCCCAAGAACGGAGAAAGUCGUGUCCGUGUGGGACGCGUUGGCCGAGUUUCAGCAGGAACUGGUUCCGGACCGAUUGAAUAAGAUCGUUGAUUCCGAUCACGAUAUCAUGGAAGCGAUGGGUCUCGGGGGAAACAAUGCCGAAUUCGAUAAGCUGCUCGGGUCGGUCGAUGUUGGCCAUCUGUCCAGUGCGAAGGAUAUACCGGUGAGACCGUUUCAUCCGCAUCGUCUCACCGUCAGACCAAAGAUGGGAGAGAUGCCAAGCAAGGCAGCACGAUUCAACUGUGUGCAACGGGUAUUCGAACGUCGGAAUGCGAAGGAUCAACGAAAUAUAGACGUAAAGCUACGGUACAAUCGUCACAAAUACAUGGAACGGAAGCAGGAUCUGCAACUCGUCAAGGAUUUGGUUCCGUUUCACGAAAUGUUACUGGUACUGCGCUUUUAUGAGCCCUUCAAAUACAAAGCUGGACGACGGUUAGGGCACCCAAAGUUCAACCAAGAGUAUUACGUACUUAGCUCGCAGUACCUUACCGAACUGAAGGAUGCAAUAUUUUGCCAUUGCGAUUCGGGACCGUACUACGAAAUCAGUGAAAACAGAACGAGGGAAACAACCGAAUCGCUUCCGAAACCAGGGUUCUUUUUCAUCCAUGAUACGUUCUACAAUGACUUCAGGGAUGAGGCGAAUCAUGACUAUUCCGCAGAAAUACGGAAAUGGGCCGCGCGCCAAUCCCUAAUCGGAGAGCUAAAAUCGAAACGAAUGGAAGAAACACGCUUUGGAGAUUUAAAAUUUCGUCUUGGGUACCCUCAGCUGUACCAACAUCAGGGAAACUGCGAACAUUUAUUCGUGGUAAGUGAUUGUCGACUGUUGGCAACUUCGGAUAUUCUAACGAGGGCACGUUACCCGUGGCUUAACUCAUACGGUUUGGGUCGUGAUGUUCCAUGCAACAUAUGCGGCCAUUGUCAGGCACAAUACAUAGUACAAAACAGUAAUCGGCACAUAUUCGAUCCAGCCUACAUCUGUGAGAAUUGCCUUGAUACGUACCAUUACGAGGACGGACAAAAGAUAGGGGAGUUCGAUCUGUUUAAAUUUUCGCUCAUGAUGGUUCGUGCCAAUGAGGAUGAGCAAGCAUCAACAUCGCAAUAA